Hyla sarda is the source of this 2684-nucleotide messenger RNA. RefSeq names its product guanylate-binding protein 1-like. Lineage: Eukaryota; Metazoa; Chordata; Amphibia; Anura; Hylidae. Gene Ontology annotation, molecular function: GTPase activity; GTP binding. Bases 131 to 2386 code for a protein of 751 amino acids. The transcript has 13 exons. The record is from RefSeq and is a predicted model, not a curated record.
UUUUCUUGAAGUUCGGGUGGAAACAUCUUAACCCUUCACUGUAAACCUUUCUUAGAACAUUCUGUGGUCUCUGACAGAAGGAAUCUGGUGCCCCUGAAGACGUACACGGCCUGGAGACACAAAGAUCAUCAUGGCUCCAAUCCCAACAAUGUCCAAACCCAUUUGUCUGAUUGAGAACUCUGGAGGUAAGCCAUGUGUGAAUGAAGAAGCCAAGAAGGUUCUGGAGAACAUUUUGCAGCCACUGGUUGUGGUGUCCAUAGUCGGGCAAUACCGAUCUGGGAAAUCCUAUCUGCUGAACAAACUCUCCAAAGGUGGCUUCUCUUUGGGACAUACCCUCAAUGCGAAUACAAAAGGCAUCUGGAUGAAGUGCAUCCCCCACCCUAAGAAAAGUGAUCACACCCUCAUCCUCCUGGACACAGAAGGUGUUGGGGAUGUGGAAAAGGGCAACCUGCAGAAUGAUGAUAUGAUCCUGUCACUGGCCGUGCUCAUGAGUAGUGCUGUCAUCUAUAACAGUAAGGCUGCCAUAAACCAAGACGCUGUGAAGAAACUCCACACCAUGACUGGAACCUACCAGUUCAUCUCAGAGAAGGCUUCCAAACAGAAUGGACAGGAUGUACAGGCGGGCGAUGAUGAUCACAUGUCAUCACUUCUAGUUUGGGCCGUACGAGAUUUCACACUGAAACUAGAAAUAAAUGGCCGACCGGUCACUGCCGAUGAGUACCUGGAAAACUCCCUACAGGAUAUAACUCCUGUGAAAACCCCAAGGACUCAGGAACAAAAUAAAGUCCGAAAGACAAUCCGGAAAUGUUUUCCUAAGAGGAAAUGCUUUGUUUUUGACUUCCCAUUGUCGGACCUUGACAUGAGCACGUUGGACCAAGUGUCUGAAACUAAACUUCAGCCAAGAUUCGUAGAACAGACCAAAGACUUCUGUGAGUUCAUUCUACAGGAGGUUCCACCAAAAAGACUGAGAGGAGGAAUGACCGCCACUGGAUCCAGAUUUGCGCACCUUCUCCAGUCCUACCUCGAUGUUGUUAAAGAAAAGGAUUUCGCUAUACUCACAAGUUCUUUCUCUAACAUGUUCAUCACUGAAAAUGGGAAAAUGAUGGACAAAAGUAUUGAGGUUUAUGAAGCCAAGAUGUCGUCCCAAAAUGUGAAGAGCCGUGAAGAAUUCGAGCAGAUCCAUAAGGCCACAGAAGAGGAGGCCAAGCUAGAAUUUAACAAGUUGUAUGUGAAACAUGAAAAGAGUCAAGAUGAAUAUCAGGCUGAGCUGAAGGCCGAGUUACUAAAGAAAAAAGAUGAAGUCUGGAAAACGUGUGAAGAGUCUUCCCUGCAGAGAUGUAACGCCAUCAUAGAACAGCUGAAGAGUACACUAGACCAAAAUAUUAAGGAGAACAAAUAUCACACCCAUGGAGGACUGAAGACAUUUAUCAAUGACAAGAAUGUGAUAAUAGAGGAAUAUAAACAAAAACAAGACAAGGGGGUGAAGGCUGAACAUGUCCUUCAAAUCUUUUUGAGUUCAUUAGAACCUAUAGAAGAAAUCAUCUCAAAGGCUGAGAAAGAAGAAGAAAUAUCAGCUCCCAAGCCCAAGAUCCUAAAGAUGACAGAUCGAAAUGAUCCCACGCAACUCACCCAGUAUAUACAGAGCUACCAGUUGCCUCCAGGGCCCUUCAAACGUAUUCUCAUCCAGCUCUUUGGUUUUGCCGGCCAUGGGAAGUCGUCCUUUGUAAAUUCCUGUAUAUAUGCCGUGAACGGUGGGAACUUCAAUGACUAUGCAGGGGAGGCUACAUCCCAGGGAGGGAAGACCUUAGACCGGAGGGGAUACCAGCUCACAAAUAAUAUUACUAUUGUCGACAACCGAGGCUUUGCUAAGCUGGACUCCACUGAAGAAUGGGAAAUUUAUGCUCAACUCUGUAACUGUGUGCCUCUGAAUGAAAUGGUGUCUUGGAAUAAGAGCUUAGAGGAACGUCUCGACCUCGUGACACAAAGAGCCUUGGAGGAGACCUCUGAUGUGGUUGUGCCAGUUCUCAUUUACAGUUCACAACAAAGCCUUGGUGAAGAACUAAAGAACAUCAGAGAAUUCUUAAAGCAAGCCCAAAUACUCACACGGAUCCUGCCUUUCAUUGUCCUAACUAAGAGCAAAAUGGUGAAGCAAUCAACCUUGAAGGACAAGUUUUUGCAAAUGGGAAUGGAGAAUGUUUACUGCAUAGAAAACUACCUUCAAUCUGAUCAUCUCUCCCUCCUGACCAAGCAUCGCAACAUCCUAACAGUUCUCUACGACAUCCUGGAUGCUGUCAAUUUCCAUAUGAUGACCAAAUCUAACCUUCAAAACCAACGUCGAGAAUGGAUGAGCUUCCUUAUGAAGAGAGCGGGGUCAAUCCAAAGAUAGACCAAGAUGUCCUUCCAUAUGUUCUCCCAUUCUGCUAGUUGGUUGUCACAGGCAGAAUAAGUUGAAUGUCCCUUCUCAUAUAUAUCAUAAAUGUUCACUCUUUAUGAUCCGGUGCUGAUUUGCUGCUUUACCAUGCAGUUUUUACUCCUGUCCUAGCAGAUACAAUAUAUAGAUGACGUCCCCAUCCCCCCCCCAUCAUUAUUUUUUUCUAUAACCUCACAUUUAUCACAUUCUUUCAUUAUUAAUAGGGGAUUUGUGUGUUUUUAUUUAUCUACCUGAAGGAUUAAGCUUAAAAACA